CACACCUCCACUCCCUGUCAUCUGUUUGUCCUCUCCCUCAGAGUCAGUCUCCAACAGAGGCAUGACAGGAAAUUAGUGAAAGAGAAGACAAUGAAAAUCUACAUUUUUUCCAUGACACUUGCUCUGGUUUCAGGUCUGAGGAACGCUACUACUGGGCCGGAGGAAAUAAAAGCAGGCAUUAAGACAACAGCCAACCCUCAGUAUGAAGUCUAUCAACACCAAAGCACCAAAAAGAAUGACAUGGAACAAUCCGACGUUCCCCAUGACUGCAGACGUAACCCUUGUAGAAAUGGUGGCACUUGUUUCAGGGAAUGUGACCAAUGUCCUCAACGCUGCAUCUGCCCUGCAGAAUUCAUGGGGAAACAGUGUGAAGUUGCCAAAUGCUUUGAUGAGACUCUGUAUGAAUACUUUGAGGUUGGAGACAGUUGGGCCAGAAUCUACCAAGGCUCAAUACAAGCAUGCACCUGUGUUAACGGCAAAAUAGACUGCCAUCCAGAAAUGUAUACAGACUGUCCCUCCGACCCCUGCCUGCUCCGGGGCAGCCGCUCUUGCAGGAGGACGCUCUUCUCGGACACCACCAUCUGCAUGUGCAGCCACCUCUUCAGAGGGAGACACUGCAACCUGGCUCCAAGUCAAAGCUGUUAUUUGGGUAAUGCGACCAAUUACCUGGGCCUGGCCAAGAAGACCGUCUCUGGAGAUGAUUGCCUUCCAUGGACCUCCGACCUCCUCUCCUACAACGACCCUCAAACAAACACGGUGCAGCUGGGAUUGGGCUCCCAUUCCUACUGCCGAAGUCCAGAUGAGGACGAGCAGCCAUGGUGCUAUUUCAUUAAGGACAGCGGGCUGUCUUGGGGAUACUGCAAUGUGUCAUCAUGCCGAAGCGGGCGCAGGCUGCUGCCGCCACCGCCAAACUUUCUCCCAGAAGCUGUGGAUGAGUUUGCCAUGAUCAAGAAGUCGUGUGGGAGGAGGCACAAGAAGCAGAAGUUUGUAAGACCCAGAAUUGUGGGGGGAUCUUCUGCCUUGCCAGGAUCCCACCCCUGGCUGGCCAGCAUAAACGUCGGCAGGAAUUUCUGUGCCGGAAGCCUUAUUCGCUCUUGCUGGCUGGUCACAUCGGCCCAUUGUUUCGCUAACAGCCCGCUGACGUCAACCGUCCAUGUUGUUUUGGGACAACAUUUUUUCAACAAAACAACAGACAUCACUCAGGAAUUUAAGAUAGAGAAGUACAUCAUGCAUCCUGACUACUCCGUGUUCAACCCAACUGAAAACGACAUUGUUUUAGUUAAACUCAAGAAAGUCAACCAACGCUGUGCAGUGAGAUCUCGAUUUAUUCAACCCAUAUGCCUGCCAGAAGCUUCCAUGUCUUUCCCAGACCACUACAAAUGCUACGUUGUCGGAUGGGGAUACUUGCAUCAAAAUUCAUCCAGAUACUCCAAUGUGGUGCAAGAAGCAUUAAUUCCGAUUAUCCCAGAUUACAAGUGUCAAAAUGCGGACGUUUAUGGAGCUGAAAUCAGUGAAAAUAUGUUCUGUGCUGGUUACCUUGACGGCAGGUCAGAUGCUUGCCAGGGUGAUUCGGGGGGGCCCUUGGCCUGCGAAAGGGAUGGUGCCUUUUACCUGUACGGCAUCGUCAGCUGGGGUGACGGUUGUGGCAAGGCCAGGAAGCCGGGAGUCUACACCAAGGUGACAAACUACGUCAAUUGGAUCGAGCAGGUGAUCCAGCGCCCGCCCAAAGGAUAAUCAGGAUGCCUUCGUAGAGGGAGCAUCCACCUUCGCGGGGUGCACCGAUGGUGCACCGCGCACUCUCGAGAAUAAACGCUCUUUCUACCAAACAUUUUCUUUUUCUGGUGCUGGCAGAAUGAG
Messenger RNA from Pseudonaja textilis, 1857 nucleotides. It is a transcript of the gene HGFAC, whose product is annotated as HGF activator. NCBI's taxonomy places the organism in Eukaryota, Metazoa, Chordata, Lepidosauria, Squamata, Elapidae. Gene Ontology annotation, cellular component: extracellular region; rough endoplasmic reticulum. Gene Ontology annotation, biological process: zymogen activation; blood coagulation. Gene Ontology annotation, molecular function: calcium ion binding; serine-type endopeptidase activity. The record is from RefSeq and is a predicted model, not a curated record.